Messenger RNA from Dendroctonus ponderosae (mountain pine beetle), 943 nucleotides. It is a transcript of the gene Rpb5, whose product is annotated as DNA-directed RNA polymerases I, II, and III subunit RPABC1. The coding region runs from base 124 to 756 and encodes 210 amino acids. The record is from RefSeq and is a predicted model, not a curated record. Lineage: Eukaryota; Metazoa; Arthropoda; Insecta; Coleoptera; Curculionidae. The transcript is spliced from 6 exons. Gene Ontology annotation, cellular component: RNA polymerase II, core complex; RNA polymerase I complex; RNA polymerase III complex. Gene Ontology annotation, molecular function: DNA binding; DNA-directed RNA polymerase activity. Gene Ontology annotation, biological process: DNA-templated transcription.
GCUCACUUGACUACAUCGUCUACAUCCUAACCUCAUUAAAUCUACUACUGUGGCUUUUUGAAGCAAGUUAAAAGCAAACAAGAGCAAGACGAAUUAUAAGGUUUAUUUCGAUAAAAAACAGCCAUGGACGAUGAGGCUGAGACCUACAAGUUAUGGCGAAUCCGAAAAACUGUAAUGCAACUUUGCCACGACCGGGGCUACUUGGUGACCCAGGAUGAACUGGAUCAGACGUUGGAGCAGUUCAAAGAGCAUUUUGGCGACAAACCCAGCGAGAAGAGGCCCUCAAGAAGCGACUUGAUUGUUUUGGUGGCCCACAACGAUGACCCCACCGACCAGAUGUUCGUGUUCUUCCCGGACGAGCCAAAAAUCGGCAUUAGAACCAUUAAGACCUAUUGUCAGAGGAUGCAGGACGAGAACAUUCACAGAGCCAUUAUUGUUGUUCAGGCUGGCAUGACACCGUCAGCCAAACAGUCCUUAGUUGAUAUGGCCCCGAAGUAUAUUCUGGAACAGUUUUUGGAGUCCGAGCUGCUGAUCAACAUCACUGAGCAUGAGUUGGUGCCCGAACAUGUAGUGAUGAAUCCUGAGGAGAAGCAGGAAUUGUUGGCCAGGUACAAAUUAAAAGAAAACAUGCUGAUGAGGAUUCAGGCUGGCGAUCCAGUAGCUAGAUACUUCGGGCUAAAGAGAGGACAGGUAGUGAAGAUUAUUCGCUCGUCCGAAACAGCUGGGCGGUAUAUAUCUUAUCGACUGGUCUGCUAAAGCAGCAGAAUGUUUGUGUAAUUUUUAUAUUGAUAGAGUUUUAAGGCACAGGCUGUUUAUUGCUUGAUUCUGGUGUUUUUGUCUCAAAUUCCAGCCAGUCAAUAAGAAUUGAGCGCUUCUAAUUGAGUAAAAACAAAAUAAAUUUAUAUACAUUUAUUAAAUUAAUACAGGGAGCUGUAAACACUAA